Neoarius graeffei (lesser salmon catfish) is the source of this 2292-nucleotide messenger RNA. It is a transcript of the gene gcnt3, whose product is annotated as glucosaminyl (N-acetyl) transferase 3, mucin type. Gene Ontology annotation, molecular function: acetylglucosaminyltransferase activity. The record is from RefSeq and is a predicted model, not a curated record. Gene Ontology annotation, cellular component: membrane. The transcript has a single exon. NCBI's taxonomy places the organism in Eukaryota, Metazoa, Chordata, Actinopteri, Siluriformes, Ariidae. Bases 60 to 1361 code for a protein of 433 amino acids.
UUUGCUGGUUUCCUGAGCUGAGUUUGGCUUCUGAUACAUACAGCAAUUUCACCUAAGAAAUGGCUUUUAAGAAAAAAGAUUUUUUGAAACAUAGCUCUUUAUUUUUUCUUACCUUUUUAGUUAUUUACCUUGUAAUGAACUCUCCAAGAAAAGGCUGCUUACAGAGUGACUGGGUGGAUAUGAAACACCUGAUCAAACACGAUGUCGGAGAACUGCAUGCUUGUUCAGCCAUUAUCCAAGGAGACAUUGAUGGAGUCAACAGAAGACACAUCAGCAAUUUGCUUGUUAGGCGGAAAAAAACUUCUCUUUUGUCUGAGAGCUUCUACCUAAAUGCCACAAAGGACUGCAAAGCUUUUGUGAGAGACCGAGGGUUUCUAACAGUUCCUCUGAGUAAGGAGGAAAGAGACUUUCCAGUUGCUUACUCCAUGGUUAUCCAUGAGAAACUUGAGGUGUUUGAGAGACUCCUGCGUGCUAUUUACUCUCCUCAGAAUGUCUACUGUGUUCAUGUGGACCAGAAGUCGCCUAAGAUCUUUACUGAGGCUGUCCGGGCUAUUGUGUCAUGUUUGCCUAAUGUGUUUGUGGCCAGUAAGUUAGAGAGUGUUGUCUAUGCCUCCUGGUCACGAGUUCAAGCAGAUAUCAACUGCAUGGAGGACCUUCUCAAAUCUACUGUUAGGUGGAGGUAUCUGCUCAACACUUGUGGGUCAGAUUUCCCCUUAAAAACCAAUGCAGAACUUGUUCGCAGUCUGAAAAUUCUCAAUGGAAAGAAUAGUUUGGAGUCAGAAGUCACAAGCUCACACAAAAAAGCCCGCUGGCAGUACCAUCAUAACAUCACAACCACUGUGAUUCGGACACAGGUUAAGAAGACACCCCCACCCAUCAGCACCCCAAUGUUCUCUGGGAAUGCAUACUUUGUUGUUACUAGAGCAUUUGUAGAACAUAUCUUUAAGAGUCCAGAGAUCCAGAACUUCAUGGAAUGGGAGAAGGACACAUACAGUCCAGAUGAGCACAUGUGGGCAACGCUACAGAGGAUGCCUUCAGUGCCUGGCUCAAACCCACCCAAUGGAAAAUAUGAUGAGUCAGACAUGCUGGCCAUUGCAAGAUUGGUCAAGUGGAGUUAUCAUGAAGGAAACAUAAAGAAUGGAGCACCCUAUCCGCCAUGCAGUGGUGCACAUCGGCAUGCAGUGUGUGUUUAUGGAGCAGGGGACCUGAACUGGAUUCUGAAGCAGAAACAUCUCUUUGCUAACAAAUUUGACCCAGGAGUGGAUGAUAUUGCUAUAAGCUGCCUGGAGGCAUUUUUACGGUACAAAACAGUUUAUGGUCAGUCUUUACUUAACAUAAAUAAAUCAAAUAUAAUUAAAUAAUACUUGUACACAUUUACAGCAUUAUACCAAUUCUGUACAUUUUUGACAUGCUGUAUAUAUGACUAAUAUUAUAUGUAGAGUUUAUUUAAGAAAAUAUUCUAUUGUUCAAAGUUCAUGAACCUUAUAACAGCAACAUCAGUAAUGCAUCAAUCUAGCUUUAACAGUUAGAAGAUUUUAACACUCAUAAAAACUUAACUUCAGAACUGUGUGUGUGUGUGUGUGUGAGAGAGAGAGAGAGAGAGAGAGAGAGAACACUCAAUCUCAUGGCAAUAGAUGAGCAAUCUAUUAGCAAGCAGUUAAUUGUGAGCCUUUCUUACAGAUCUAAAAUCCAGACUUAUAGAAUUUUACAAUGUUAAUAAUAAUUAUACUGGACUGUUAAUCAGAAGUCUACAAAAUUGUACUAGAUUAUUAAUCAUCUUCAGCAGAAUAUUACACUGUGUUAUUAUGUUACUUGUUCAUUUGGCACUAGAACUUUCUUGUCUAGAAGUUCAGCACUUUUAGGGCGGCACGGUGGUGUAGUGGUUAGCACUGCCGCCUCACAGCAAGAAGGUCCUGGGUUGCCGUCAGCGGGGGCCUUUCUGUGUGGAAUUUGCAUGUUCUCCUCAUGUCUGCAUGGGUUUCCUCUGGGUGCUCCGGUUUCCCCCACAGUUCAAAGACAUGCGGUUAGGUUAAUAUGGGACGGCCUUGGGCUGAGGUGCCCUUGAGCGAGCCACCUAACUCCCAACUGCUCCCCGGGUGCUGUAGCAUGGCUGCCCACUGCUCUGGGUCAAGUGGAGCACUGCUUCAGAUGGGUUAAAUGCAUCACAAGUGUGUGAUGAAUAAAGUCUUUCUUUUUGUACAUGACUUUUGCACUUGUUGUACAUCGCUCUGGAUAAAACCGUCUGCUAAAUGCCUGUAAUGUAACAUAAAAACUAAAAUCACACUUUUAUAA